UUCAAGGCGCAAGAAGGAGGGAAGGUGCUCCGUGUUGGUCCUGGCCGGUAUUGAGCACGCGCACUGGGCAGCGAGCAGACCAAAAAGAAAAAAAGGAAAACUACGAACGAGAGGCGCGCGCGCGCGCACACACAUAAACACGCACAAGCUCUUAAAGGAGCGCGAGGCGAAUCGUCCUACUGCAGCUGCAGAGCAGAAGGAGCCCUCCCAAGAGGCAGAAAUACCUUUGCAAUGCAUCAAGCUUCUGGUAGUAGGAGCCACCUUGACCCCUGCUGAUCAACAGAGAUGGGACAGCUUCCUAUGCAAGAUCUUGUACCCAUGUAAUUUCCAGUUAUAGAUCAGAGUUGUGAAUAUACUUGAAAACCCUACAAUCCAAGAAAAAGGAAAUAAUAUUGAGAGAAGCUUUUUUUAAAAAAUGGAAAACUUUUGAAUUCUCCUGAGAAUUCUACAGAUUGACGAUAAGUUAGAAAUACAAUAAAAAAUGAAUGUUGAAAACACAGAGGAAAAGGGCUUGCAGCCUCCUUUAAUCAUCAGGGAUGAAAAUGGCAAUAAAUAUGUGUACAACACCAUUGCAUCAACCUCUCUGAAGGGAAGCACUCUUAGCCAGUGCCAUUACCAAGAGGUGGAACAUAAAGACUACAUAAAACUUAAGAAUACAAGUAAGACAAACACUUCUUCAAAUCCUCAAAGCACUGAAGUACAAGGUCUGCAGAAGGCUGCCAGUGAUUAUAUCUGCAUGGGGACUUCAGAUUUGGAGACUAUGCAUGUCCCUCCUGCAAAAGAACAGUUUUACAUGCACGCCUUGAACCAGAAUUUCCCAGAAUCAGAGAACCUUCUCAAAGAGAGUCUUGCAAUAAAGAGAAUCCAAAAUUGCAGUGCAGAGGAAUCUGUGCCCUAUUGCCAGGCAGACCUAAUGCAUUCAGUGCCCCUUGCUGCUGUGGAACUAAAUACAACUACUGAAAUCCAAGACGAAUUACAUUGUCUCCAAAUGGAACAAGAAGAUGCUAGUUCAAAUGACUCCUUCAUUACAAUUAUAAACCUGGGGGAUACUAUAGGAAAUAAGUGCCAUGAGGUGGGAUGUGUCCUUCAGGAAUCUGCAUGUUCUGGGGAAAUUUGUAAAACUGUUGAUCGCACACACCAUGUUGAUUCCUCCAAGCUAGAUGCCUUCAGCAACACAAAUAUGAUAAACAUCAUGCACCUAGAAAGGGGAGUGUUACCUACUGCUCUUUCACUGGCAGGAGAUGAGGUCACCAAUUAUAUUGAUUUAGUAUCACAGAAUAGUGUACAGCAUGAACAACAAGGAAAGCAGGAUGCUGAAUGUCGUGAUCCUUACUGUAGGGGCUCGCCAGAACUGGAACCAUUUAAUGUGUGCAGAGAUGAGCAUAAGAAAUAUAUGCAUAGUACACCUGAGCAUGAUGAAAACAAAUGUGCAGCUGAACUUGGAGUAGAUGGCACUAUCAAUGGAUUGUGCCCUCUAGCAAUUCAGAGUUUUGAUGAGCAUUCAGAACAGGAGUUUCACAAAGAUGGAGAGAUCUUUACCAAAGCACAAACUAUCUCUAAAGAAGAUCAGGUUGAUGGACAUCCUCAAGAAGAUGGACAUGAUGAUAAAGUGUCUACAACAAUACAUAAUGAUAUACCAAAGCUAGAAAAGGCUGCUCUGGCUGAGCCUAACUGCCAUGCAACUUUUGUGGUUUUUAGUCCCUCAGCUGAUGAACACAACUUGACUUCUCCUCCUCCUCCUCCUACAGUGGAGUCAAAAAAUGCAACCUUUGCUGUGUUUGCCACACCAGAUGAAGUUGGUGAUGGAAUUUCUAAAGGUGCAAAAAAUGGCCAUGUGGUAAAAGAGCACUCCAGGAGGAUGUCACUCAAAAGUAAUUCUGAACACGUUGCAGUUAAAUCACCAAACAGAUCUCCAUUUGCAGCUACCAUAACCAAAGCUAGGAAAGCAGAGAUAGUGAGCUUUCCAAAACCAAACUUUAAAAAUAUCAAGCCAAAAGUUAUGUCCAGGCCUGUGUCACAGUCAAGAGAGAGUGGUGCAUUAAAAGCAGCUCAAGGAUCUCCUCAGUUAUCUACAACUUCCUCAUCCUCCCCAUCUUCUUCCCCAAGGCAACCAUCCUCUUCAGUUGGAGCACUGAGGAAAAAAUUCAACUUGGAUAAACGUACAAAAUCAGAAACUCCAAUGAAUAAGACUCAUAAGCAACAUUUUAAUAAACAUGUUCCUAGCCAAGCUGUGCAUGCUGCAACUCAUUCUGAAAACGCUUCCCACAAGGUUUCGAAAACAAUCACGUUGAAGCAGAGUGUGGAACGGAUCAUCAAAGCAAGGUGUUCUAGCUCUUCAUGCUCCUCUGUGGCAGUAACAUGCUCUGACAUCUCAGGUGGGACUUUGAGUGACAAAAUGGAAAGUGCAGAGUCCUGGGUACAGCCUUGUGCUUUGAAUAUCUGUCAGAUACCUCAAGAGGAGGACCAACAGCAGCAGCAGAAUGAUUGUCCUAGAAUUCCAGCAGAAAAGUCUGCCACAAAUGCUGCAAAUGAAGUUUUUCCGGUUUUUUUGCCUAAAGCAGAGACAGCACAAGGGCAAAGCUUACCCAAGGACAACCCUGUUGCCCUAAGGAAUAUGCCAGCAUCCAAGAUUGCAUUCCGCUCCAGGAGAGGAAGUGAGAGUAAAAAUGGUCAUGCAGCCAAACUUUUAUCUCCUCCAAGAACAGUUGUAUCAUCAAAUGCUGGAAUAGAAACUUUUUCUCCUAAAAUGAGGCUUACUUCUGUGAAGGCCUUGCCAGGAUCUUGGACCACUUCUGGUAAAUUGAUUCCUAAAUCAAAAGUGCCCUUGAAAGGACCAGGAGUACGGAAAACUAGCAUUUCUUCAGUCAGCAGCACUCAGAGUGACCAAAGCACUUGCAGCAAUAAUUCUACAAGUGCCACAAUUAUCAUCAAGAAUGGGGAAUGGCCUUCAAAAUCUACUUGUCAAAAUGGUGCAGCUGAAUCCAUCACUCCAAAGCCUGUGCCCAGGCCGAGAGUGCUUUCCGUGAAAAACACCCCAAAAGGGGUAAAAAACAAGUUAGGCUCAGUGAGCCAAUGUGUGUCAAAAUCAUCUGGGUCACUUCUUCCAGGAAGGAAAACCAGAGAUCCAAGAGGGAAUCAGCAGUUGGGGCCUUCAGGACAAAAUGUACCUCGAAGUUUAUUGUCCACAUUCAGUUCUGUUGACAGGGGUAAGCAGAAGAGUCCUAAGAACUCAUUCAUACAAACACGGAGUUCAUCUAUUGAAGUGCAUUCACCAGAAACAAAACCACAUGAGUUAACACAAUACAAAAACAAAUGUGAAAGCCAAAGUGGACUUAUCCAGCGAUUGAAGAAAUACUUGGGCAUCAGUAAUCAGAAAUUUGAAGCAUUAGCUAUUGUGAUACAACACUUGGAGUCUGAGAGGGAGGAAGUGAUAAAGCAGCGUGAAGAGUUGUCCCUAGAACUUAUCAGUCUUCGUGGAGAGUUGGUAACAGCUUCUGCAGCCUGUGAGAAAUUAGAGAAAGGUAGACAUGAACUGCAAGCAGCUUACGAAGGAUUUGUGCAUCAGCUGAACCAGCAACACCAAAGAGAUUUAUCUGAACUGGAAGAAAGGCUGAAACAGUUCUACACAACAGAAUGCAAAAAACUACAGAAGAUCUGCCUUGAAGAAGCUGAGAAAUAUAAAGCACAGCUCCAAGAGCAGGUUGACAACUUGAAUAUUACACAUGAAAACUUUAAGCUAGAGCUUGAAACCAGUCACACAGAAAAGAUAAAUGAGCUGAAGAAGGAACAUGAAUCAUCCUUUUCUGAACUCGAGAAUACCCAGGAAUUGGAAAGAAAGACACUUGAAGAAUCUUUCCAAGAGAAACAAGAACUACUAGAGAAAAAAAUUAAUGAAUUACAGAGUGAAAAUGAUUCCUUGAAUGAAAAGCUCAAGUUGGAAGAGCAAAAACGUAUUGCCAAAGAAAAAGCAAAUCUGAAAAACCCUCAGCUUAUGUAUCUGGAACAAGAACUGGAAAGUUUGAAAGCAGUGUUGGAGAUAAAAAAUGAGAAACUACAUCAACAAGAUAUCAAAUUGUUAAAGAUGGAAAAACUGGUGGAGAACAACACAGCCUUAAUGGAGAAAAUGAGAAAAUUUCAGCAGGAGAAUGAAGAAUUAAAAGCUCGGAUGGACAAACACAUGGAGCUUUCCAGGCAACUUUCUACCGAGCAGGCAGUUUUACAAGAAUCUCUGGAGAAGGAAUCCAAGGUAAACAAACGCUUGUCAAUGGAAAAUGAAGAACUUCUGUGGAAGCUGCAUAACGGAGACCUGUGCAGCCCAAAAAAACUGUCCCCCAGUACUCCACCAAUGCCUUUUCAGUCACCAAGGAAUUCCAGUUCCUUCUCCAGCCCAACAGUUUCACCUAGAUGACACCACUGUGAAGAGACACUCUCCAUACAGGCAUUUCAUUCAUGGUCUGCAGAACCAAAAACAUGGAUUGAGGGAGCAAAGAGCUAUAUUAGCUGAAUAUGACUGAAAUAUAACUGGAAAUGACUGUCAUGAGAAAUGGCUAUAACAUCCUGAAAGUUCAGGAGUAGGACUCAAAACAGUGCUCCUCCUUAUUAAAGAAUGCAAAAGACUUCAGUGAUAACUUUUCUGAACGUUGUUGCACAAAGCACUUAAAAGAGCAAGAAAAGUCUUGUUCAGUUUUGCCUUUUUCACCUAACGGAGAAAAAAAAAUGCUCAGGGGCUUAAAUGUAAAAGAUCACAACCAUUAAUACGUUCCUUAUUAUAGACACCUCGUUGAGACUUCAGGUGUGGCAUGAGUGAAUUGGAUGUAGCACACAGUGUGUGUGUCUUAUGCUGCCACCUUUGCCAUGUAUAUUAUAAAGGACGAAAGCUGAAGAAUAUAAUGACAUGUAUUUCAUGAAUAAAAUAUUGCCAUUAUGCAUGUUUUAUCAAAGAUUUUCCCUUCACUGGGACCGAAAAGCUGCCACUUGUGCUCUAUGUCCUUCCUUAUCUCUCUGCUUCAGUUUAGUAAAAGGAUUUGAUUUUGUCAUUGUCUGUCUGCUUCAUAGUGGAAUUUACAAUGAGAAUGAGAAUGCCUCAUACCAUAAUAUAUCCAAAAUAUUUUUAAGCUUCCCUACAUACACAAAAACUAUAUAAGAAUUAGGUGUCUUUUCCCACCUAGGAAAUGUACUUUUUUUUUUUAGAAAUAUGGUGGUAGGUACUCCAGACUUGCAGCCCCUUCCAGGGUGAUGACAGCUGCAAAAACAAAGGGCUGAUUUGACCUAAGAUCACAGGAUUUCACAGCAAAGAAAAAAAAAUACUUGGAUGCUAUUAUUCUGAUAGUAAGGGCAAGAGAUUGGCUGUGUUCAUAAGACAUGCUAAGCCAAACCUUAGCAAGAGUGUGGGCUCCUAGAGAGGAGCUCACAGUCACUUUGCCCCUGCCCAGUACUUUUUGCUCCCACACUAAACUAAGGUUUGGCUUAGUGUUGACCAAACAUGGACUUGUGGUUAUGCUCUCUCCUCGCUAACCAUGAGUUCAUUUCAGAUGACAUGCUGUUUAGCACAGCAGCAAAAAGGACUAGGGAAAAGCAAAGUGACUGCAGACUCCUAUUUGGGAGCCUGCACAUUCAUACAAUCUCACUAAGCCAAAGUUUGGUUUAGCAUAUUGUGUGCAUGCAGCCAUUGUGUAAAGCUGCCAAUACUGCAUUAUGAAGAACAUCCUGAAUUGAUAACUUAUCAAUGUGCACUUUAACCAAUAGGCUGCCGGUCUCUGCGUCCUCCAUUUCAUUUAGCAAGACUUUCUUGUACUUCCAAGAAUCAGAAAAUCAAAAUCUGGUUGUUUUGCUAAAGUGAUAGGUUGAAGAUGUUCAUGUCAUAUGUAACAUUUAAUACAGCGUUACAAAUUGGAUGGUAACACAAUGUAUGUCUGCUCCUGUUAACGACUUGUUCAGCACAUAUUCUUAUAAGUACAAAUGCAUUCAUUGUUAUGGUUAAAUAUUGUCUCUGCUUUCAGAUCUAGAUGGGACUGGUAAGUGCUAUGGUUUUAGUAUGUAGUCAUCAUUAACACAUCCAAGAAUGCGCUGGUACUUCCUUUGCUGUUGAAUAGUCAACUUGUUAAGCAAAGGCUAAUGAAAUCAUAGAGUUGCAUCCAGCACUGCUGUUGUGCAAGUGGGACAGACAUCCUUUUGUAAGACAGGACUUUCCCAUCUCCUCCUCUCCACUCCUGCCCCCUGCACACCCUCAACCUGUUCCAAAGGUUUGGAGGCACUCUGGAGCAGAUUUGGGUGGGUGCAGGCUCAGGUGACUACAGGAAAGAGGAAAGAAAGGGGAAGCCCUGAUGCACAAGUGGAAGUCUGUCCCGCUUGCGCAAUGGCAGCGUUGGAUACAACCGAUCACAUGUUGCAGCAAAGAUUUUGAGGACUAGAUCUUGAGAGAUCCUUUCCCCUUACUGAAAACUGAAGAAGAGGGAGUAUUGGAAAAAUCUUUAAUAAACUUGGAAAACAAAAUGUCAAACCAAAUGUUUUGUUUAGGAUGCAAAAAUGUCGUCUGUAACGGAGGAAGGUUUUAGUUAUUCUGUAAUUAUUGAAGUAUUACUCUGUAAUAUGAAAAAAUCAAGGGUUAAAUAUUUUAAUUUUACAUUGUGUAAAGCGUGCCUCCCCUGUUAUUUGCCCAUACCCAUUUAUGGCACUAUAUGUAGCUAGAGAUAACAGCACUUCUAAAUAAACUGUUGUUCAGAGAUUGAUUUAUAUAACUAUGAAAAUCCGCUAUAGGCUGAAAACUUGGCUUAAAAGUAUGUCUUGGAGCAAUUUAUUUCUUUGGCAAGGUCAUAUUUGAUUAUAUGUACUUGAGUGUUGAAAAUUAAAAUAAUUUUUUUUUU
Rhineura floridana is the source of this 6863-nucleotide messenger RNA. It is a transcript of the gene MTUS1, whose product is annotated as microtubule associated scaffold protein 1. The transcript has 17 exons. The record is from RefSeq and is a predicted model, not a curated record. Gene Ontology annotation, molecular function: microtubule binding. The coding region runs from base 482 to 4408 and encodes 1308 amino acids. Gene Ontology annotation, cellular component: cytoplasm; nucleus. NCBI's taxonomy places the organism in Eukaryota, Metazoa, Chordata, Lepidosauria, Squamata, Rhineuridae.